UAAUGUUUGGGGAGAAAGGGGUUAACAAGUGAACCAAACCUUUGGAAAGAGGCUGUUACCCCCCCUUACACAAACAGACCGGCGGCCUGUGCUCGGAUACACCGACAGUAAUGCCUCCUGUUCUCGUCUCUGUGAGUCGGCGUUCAGUACCGUUACGGUGGGGGUGAGACACGGCGGACCGGCGGACCUGCAGCCUGGCUCAUUUCUUUCUGCCUUCACCCUCUUCACCGCUGCGACUUCCACACUGGACAUCCAAGGAUGUACAGGAAGAUAAGGAGCAGCAAAGGUCAGCGAGCCGGAUCGAUGCUCUUAUCGGUGAUAAAGUAGACACGGCCGUCACAGCAACAACAGCGUCCGUCUUGCAUGAACCCUGGCUGCAGGAUUGGGCUCGGCUCCUCGCUCGUCUCCACAGACUCAGGAUGAGGAAACCUAAAGUCACUCGGAUGGUUUUUGCCUUGUGUCUGGGAUGUUUCAUUAUGGUCAUCCUCUACUUUAACAGCAGUCUGAAGCCAGCCUCAGAGCCUGCUGGUGAAAGAAGCAGUGGGCAGAAGUCAAGAAGGAGUCCUCUACAGACGCUUUAUGAUGGUGACCAGGUUGAAUCAGCAGUACAGGCGAUCCAUCAGGGCCGACGGGAGGUGUUAGAAGAAGCCUGCCGCUCCUACACCCGCAAACGCAGAGUCCUCAUCCCAGAGGACCUCAAGCACGUCAUCGUCGAUGACCAGCAUGGCUUGCUAUACUGCUAUGUGCCCAAAGUGGCCUGCACCAACUGGAAGCGGGUGCUCAUGGUUCUGACAGGUGUUGCAGGAUCCCUCAGAGAUCCACUGGCAAUCCCCGCUAAUGAGGCCCACGUCCCUGGAAACCUCCGCACUCUGUCGGAGUACUCAACCUCGCAGAUUAACCAGCGCCUACGCUCCUACCUGAAGUUUGUCUUCGUACGUGAGCCCUUUGAGCGGUUGGUGUCUGCAUACCGCAACAAAUUCACUCGGAGCUACAAUACCGCUUUUCAUAAACGAUACGGCACAAAGAUUGUGCGACGGCACAGGCCAGACCCACAGCCUGAAGCUCUGGAGAGAGGAAACGACGUCUCCUUCGAGGAGUUUGUGUAUUACCUUGUGGACCCAGCAACUCAAAGAGAAGAGCCCUUCAAUGAGCAUUGGGAGCGGGUGCACUCGCUGUGCCACCCCUGCCUCAUCCACUAUGAUGUGGUGGGUAAAUAUGAGACGCUGGAGCAGGACUCCCGCUACGUGCUACAGCUGGCUGGGGUGGAGGACCAGGUCAGCUUCCCCGCCUCAUCCAAGAGCACCAGGACUACAGGAGAUAUGGCGGCCCAGUUCUUCCACAACAUCAGCCCCUUCUACCAGAAGAAGCUGUACAACCUCUAUCGCAUGGACUUCUUGCUCUUCAACUACUCAAUACCAGCUUACCUCAAAUUUAGAUGAUGCUGGGAAAUCACUCAUCCACGGACUCAACUUGAACAUGUGGAGCCUGGACUCUUGUUUCUCUCUGUGUAGGCCUUAAAAUGGACCCUGCAAUUACUGUUGAAAAUGUAUCCCGAGAGCACCAAAGUAAAUUCAUUUUUACAGACUGAAGGACUUCUGUGCACACAGAGGAUACAAAUAGGAGAGGACAUUUAAUCACAAGAUGACCGUUGCUGCCUGAAGAAGGCAAACUAUGUUUUACUGUAAACAGUGAUCCAAUGGAUGUUGGUCACUGCCUUUAAAAGUGUGAAAUACCAUUCAGUUUUUGGUUUAAUUUAAUUUCAGUUGUCAUCUGCUGUUUCAAAACUGUAAUUUGCACGACAAAUAUAAUCUCCAGUAGCUUCACGAAAGUAUUCAAAUCCUAUCCAGACAGUGAAUGUCUCCAAACGUAUGUGCCUCUGAUUGUGGGCCUUAUUUGACCCGAGCAGAUAAUAAUUUUUGUAACUGUGACUAUGUUUAUUUUUUUGUGCUGUAGGAAGAGAUUUUUGUGCAACAAAA
Molecule: messenger RNA, 1976 nt
Organism: Epinephelus lanceolatus (giant grouper)
Lineage: Eukaryota; Metazoa; Chordata; Actinopteri; Perciformes; Serranidae
Product: carbohydrate sulfotransferase 11
Biological process (GO): carbohydrate biosynthetic process; proteoglycan biosynthetic process
Cellular component (GO): membrane
Molecular function (GO): sulfotransferase activity
Source: RefSeq, a predicted model, not a curated record